Aquila chrysaetos chrysaetos is the source of this 5697-nucleotide messenger RNA. It is a transcript of the gene KANSL1, whose product is annotated as KAT8 regulatory NSL complex subunit 1. Gene Ontology annotation, molecular function: histone acetyltransferase binding. Lineage: Eukaryota; Metazoa; Chordata; Aves; Accipitriformes; Accipitridae. The coding region runs from base 350 to 3664 and encodes 1104 amino acids. The transcript is spliced from 15 exons. The record is from RefSeq and is a predicted model, not a curated record. Gene Ontology annotation, cellular component: NSL complex.
UUCCUUCCCCAGCCGCCCGCCCGCCCGCCCCAGCCCGGACUGCGGCCGCCGCUCUGCGCCCGCCGAGGGAGACGGGCGAGCCCAUCCCCCCUGCCGCCGGGGCGGGCCCGAGCGGGCGGGGGGGGCGCCGGGGCUGCGGCCGGGGCUGGCGGCGUCCGCCCCGGUUGCGGCGCCGCGGCUGCCCCUCGGCCGGGGCUUGUUUGCAAACUGCGCCCAUUUUGUGGGGGGCCGAGCCCGCCCGGACCGCGCUCGCCGCUCGUCACGUGGCUGCCCUCGGGAGAGGCAGUGGGAGGCAGUGGAGCUGGCCUCGGCACCGGGAGAGGCUGGACUUCCCGUCUCUCUGUGCUGAAUGGCUGCGAUGGCGCCCGCUCUCACUGACGCAGCAGCUGAAGCUCACCACAUCCGAUUCAAGCUGGCUCCCCCGUCCUCCACCUUGUCGCCUGGCAGUGCCGAGAGCAACGGCAACGCCAACAACAUCCUCCUGGCUGCCAACGGCACCAAAAGGAAAGCCAUUGCUCCGGAGGAUCCCAGUUUAGAUUUCCGAAACAACCCUACGAAGGAAGAGCUGGGCAAGCUGCAGCCACUAGUAGCCUCUUAUCUCUGCUCGGAUGUAACAUCUGUUUCUUCAAAAGAGCCUCUGAAGCUGCAAGGAGUCUUCAACAAGCAGACAGUCCUUAAAUCUCACACUCUCUUAUCUCAGUCCUUCUUGAAAACAAGUGAUCUGUUGGGGAGGCAACCAGUGUUGGAAUUCACUUUGGAGAAUCUAAAAACAAUGAGUACUAAUAGCCAGCCACCUCUCCCACAAGCGCCUGUAAAUGGCUUGGCCAAGAAAUUGGCCAAAAGUACCAAUUCAGACCAUGAAAACUCUAGUUCUCUGAAUGGUGGGAAGUGUGCUCCUCCUUCUGCUACCCUCCAAGGUGUUGACUAUAAUGCAGGAGGUUCUGAACUGGGGGACUUGAAGACCGGGUUGACCAAUUGCACUCUUCCACACAGAAGCCUUGAUGCAGAGCACACAACUCCAUUUAGCAAUAAUAGCACUGCAAACAAAUCUUCCCUUAAUUCCAUGGAGCAACAGCGGGUGCUCGAGGGUGGCAGUGGAGAGACUAGGUUGCCUGGUGUUGCUAGUCACUCUGACUUUGGGAGCAGUAAGUUGGAGGAGCAGAAACCUUCUCUGUUGGUGGGUCACCACAGUGCUCUCGACUCUGAGAUGAGGACGAGGGCAUUGCUGCGACGGCAGGCAGACAUUGAGAACCGUGCCCGCAGGCUGCAGAAACGCUUGCAGGUGGUGCAGGCAAAGCAGGUGGAGAGACACAUCCAGCAGCAGUUGGGUGGCUUCUUGGAGAAAACUCUGAGCAAGCUUCCCACUUUGGACCCCCUGAGGCAUCGGAGCCAGCUGAUGUUGACCAGAAAAGCGGAAGCAGCCUUGAGGAAAGCUGCGAGUGAGACAGUUACUUCAGAAGGCCUAAGCAGCUUCUUGAAGAGCGAUUCGAUAUCAGAAGAACUGGAGAGAUUCACGGCCAGUGGUAUGGCCAACUUGAGAUCCAGUGAACAAGCGUUUGACUCGGAUGUCACUGACAGCAGCUCGGGAGGAGAGUCUGACGUUGAAGAAGAGGAACUGACCAAAGCAGACCCAGAACAACCCCAUGUACCGCUGAGGCGAAGGGCAGAGUGGAGAUGGGCAGCAGACCGUGCAGCCAUCGUCAGUCGCUGGAAUUGGCUCCAAGCCCACGUCUCGGACCUGGAAUACCGAAUCCGGCAGCAAACGGAUAUUUACAAGCAGAUAAGAGCCAAUAAGGGGCUGAUAGUUCUUGGUGAAGCAUCACCCCCUGAUCCUGCAGUAGAUGAUGCAUCCCGUCCCGUUAGUGCUGAAGUUAAGCUGGAGCCUGGGGCUGACCGGCUGAGUAUUUCUGGAUCCCAGCCACUAGAGAACUCGGGUAUUUCUGCUGCAAAUACUCCUGAAUCCCAUCCCGCCAAGCCCUGUGGAGCACCAAGACCCGUCAAUGGAGUUAUUAACACUCUUCAGCCUGGCCUGGCAGAACAUGCUCAGGGAGAUGGCCAGGAAGCUGAGGAGCUCUUGCAUAAAAAGCAACGACUGAACAUGGUUUCUUCAUCUUCGGAUGGAACGUGUGUAGCAGCUCGCACUCGCCCAGUACUGAGCUGUAAGAAGCGACGGCUUGUUCGACCUAGCAGCAUUAUGCCCCUUUCCAAAAAGGUCCAUCGUAAUAGCCUGGUGCGAUGUAGCUGUGAUGUGAACCCUUCAUGUGCUCUGUGUGGCACUCGAAGCUCGACGACUCUGGAAAUCCAGUAUGAUGCCCCUUUGCUGGAGCGCCUCUCCCAGCUGGACUCAUGUAUUCAUCCUGUCUUAUCAUUCCCAGAUGAUGUGCCGACGAGCCUGCACUUCCAGAGCAUGUUGAAAUCUCAGUGGCAGAACAAACCUUAUGAGAAAAUUAAACCUCCCAAAAAGCUCUCGCUCAAGCAUAGAGCCCCCAUGCCUACCAGCAGCCUGUCUGACCCUGCUCGCAAGGACCGCCACAAGCUGGUGAAUUCGUUCUUCACUGCUGCCAAGCGCUCACAUCAAAAAAUCCAACCAGACAAAGCACACAGGCCGCCUUUAGACGAUUUUACGGCCGUGUCCAAGGCCGAGAGAGCGCCAGAGCGCUCGCUUGUCCAGCCUCCUGCAUAUGACAAAAAGCGAUUGCGAGACUGCUCGUCUGAGAGGAGUGAAGUGUUGAAGCAUCACACGGACGUCGGUGGCCCAAGCUACUUGUCAGCAGCUGCAACCCCCACCCCUCACAGCCCUAUAGCGCGGCAACUGUCCACCUCCUCGGAAGGCUCCGCUCCUGCCAGCACGAGUUCACAGGGCACCUCCAGCACAGCCCAGCCAAGGAGGAGGAGAGGCGAAAGUUCAUUCGAUAUUAACAAUAUUGUCAUCCCAAUGUCCGUUGCUGCAACGACUCGUGUGGAGAAACUGCAGUAUAAAGAGAUCCUCACACCCAGCUGGCGUGAAGUGGAUAUCAGUGCUCUGAAAGCGAACCCUGAUGAAGACAAUGAGGAGAUCGAGGACUUGUCUGAUUCGGCCUUCGCUGCUCGGCAUGGCAAGUGUGAAGAGAUGGAGCGGGCCCGGUGGCUGUGGAGCACGAGCAUGCCCCCGCAGCGGCGGGGCAGCAGGUCUUACAGAUCGACGGACGGACGGACGACCCCCCAGCUGGGGAACCCCUCAACUCCCCAGCCGGCAUCCCCUGACGUGGGCAACUGCCACUCCCAUUCGGAGCUAUCCCACACCCACUCACCGCGCAGCCCCAUCAGCCCCGAACUGCUCUCUGCCCCCCUCACCCCCCUCUCCCGUGACUCCAUGCGGCUUCUGUCCAGCGAGGACACCCGUUGCUCCACGCCUGAGGCUGGCCUUGAUGAGCAGGCUGUGCAGCCCUGGGAGCGACGCACCUUCCCACUCUCGUACGAUCCCAGGACAGAGUGUGAGGACCAAUCUGACCCCCAAGACCGGUUGUCGCGCUGCACCCGGCGCACGUCGGGCAGUAAAUCCUCCCGGGAAACCGAUGGCACUUCUGCUUUGCCCAACCUGGCCAGCCUCAAGAGCCGAACCCCCCUUGCGACACCCUCCUCCUCCUCUUCCUCCGCAGCAGUUCAGCGGCCAGCGCACAGAUAGAGACAUACGGGAAGACAUGAGCAAAACCAACACACAGAACUAACUCUUGGCAUUAAAGCUUCCAAAAUCUGCGUUUGAUAUUCAAACAUCCUGCCGGGAAUUUUCACAGUUUUUAGUGAAUUUAAGGAGUUUAGAAACUGUUUUUUGUUUUUUUUUUUUUUUUUUUUUUUUUUUGGUUUUUUUUUGUUUUUUUUUUUUUUUUCUUCUCCAUGUUUCCUUGUCACAUGAAUGAGAGCCCCCAGAUUCCUCCCAGCGGAGUGAAGCCUCGGGAGGGGAGCAGCCCACCAGACCCCCCUCCCUCUUUCCUCCCCUCCCCUCUUAGGUGUAUAAAACUAGAGCACAGGAUUUAGCUGACUAGCAGACUUCGGGGAUAGUUUUUCUCAAGCAAAAGGGUGUCUUUUUCUCUUAACCCGCUACCCCCCUCCCUGAAAGGUUUUAGUGGAGUGAAAUUAGUGGUGAAAAGUGAUGUCUUGGGAUUGCAACCUUCACUAGCUGUCUGUCUGUCCUCAUGUGCAGAGUGCCCACCCUGCACUUCCACCCUCCGGCCUUUUCCUCCCCUAGGUUGUAGUUCCAGGUAUCCCGAGGGGUGACUCUGCCCCUCCCCGAUCUCCCCUCUGCCCCCAGGGCCGCCCGCCACCUCCUCCUUCCUUCUCCCCUGGUUUGGGAGCAGCCGUUCGCUGUGCAGGUCUGGCUGCCCUCUCCGCCGGGGACAGCGGGGGGGGGGGGGGAAGGAAGGACCCUUUUAGCCGCUUCACGCACAGCUCCGCGUGGGAGGAGUGGGAUUUCGGAAGCAGCUUUGUUCACACCUUGCGUGUUUCUCCCGGGUCGAAGGCAGAGAGGGGAGAGAGUCCCCCCCCAGCCCGGUGCGGUCGGACGCUUCGAGCGGGAGCAGAAGUCACGACGCACUUAAGGGACGCCGUUGGGGACGUGGCUGUUGGCCGAGGCCGGCAGCAGCUUUCAGCUGGGAAAACGCGGGUCUGCGACAGACGCUUGAGCUCUGCCCUCGCGUCCCGGCCCCCCCCCCGCCCCGUAGGGUUGGAAAGUUGGGGUGAGGGCAGCUCGGGGCCGCAGCACCGAGGAGCCGCCGAGAGCGGCCGGCGGCAGAUGGAGCGUCCCGUGCCAGGAGCGGGACGUGGCACGGCAGAGGCGCCGGGGUGGUCCCUGUAGCUGGGUUUGGUCUCAGAAAAGGGGAAAUGAGAGAGGGAAGGGAAGGAGGGCAGGUGGCGGGCGGGCGGGCGGGCGGCUCUCGCCGCGCUGAGGUGGUGGUGGGGGGGUCGGGAUCUGUCACCACUGCUUCGCUCCACUUCCACACACGGUCCGAGAACAGGUGUCGAUUCUGUUUCGUUUCCCAGUCGUUGGUCCGACGUGCCACCUCCUGACAGGUAUUUUACUUUGAAACCGAGUUCGCUGUCGUUCCUCCCCUCCCUCCCUCUCCCCCUCCCUCCCUUCCGCACCCACAGUGACUCCCGGAUCCCGCACACCGUUCCCAUCUGUAACGCUUUCUGAUCCCGACGGUGUGGCUAUUGGUCCCUGUCCUGUUGCUAGCAUUGUGCCUGUCUUAUGUAUAAUCACAUCACCAAAAAAAAGGAAAAAAAAAAUACAAAGGACAUUUUUUUUUUUUUUUCCAUUUUGUAAUCGUAAAGAAAUAGUAGCUAAACUGCUUAAUGGUUGGGGUUUUCACAAUUUUCAACAUUAUCUAGUGUUUUUGGUUCUGUUCUAGUUUAAAGGAUUGUCAUCGUUUCUUUAAAAAAAACAACAAUGCUACCAUAUCCCUCUGCAUAAGUGCUUUUCUAUUUAUAAGGUUGAAAAUUCUGAAUAACCCUUUUAGCAUUAUAAAAACCACAAAAAAACCACCUUGUAUUUUGUAAAUAUUUUCUUUUCCUGCUUUGAGCUGUGUAAUGUCCUUGUUAUAUAGAAAUGCUUUUCUUCCGAGAAGCUGAUCUUUGUUAAUGUCUUGAUUCUGUUGGCAAAGCACAAAUGUGCUUAUAAAAAAAAAAAAAGAAGAAAAGAUUAAAAAAAAAAUUAAAACAGAA